This is a messenger RNA of Microcebus murinus (gray mouse lemur), 2377 nucleotides long. It is a transcript of the gene CLIC6, whose product is annotated as chloride intracellular channel 6. The record is from RefSeq and is a predicted model, not a curated record. NCBI's taxonomy places the organism in Eukaryota, Metazoa, Chordata, Mammalia, Primates, Cheirogaleidae. Gene Ontology annotation, molecular function: D3 dopamine receptor binding; D4 dopamine receptor binding; D2 dopamine receptor binding.
CGGGCCUGACCAGGCACUUCAAAGGGGGCAGGAGCCAAGCAGCCUUCUCCAGCCUCGCACUACACCUCCAGGCCUGGGCGCCGAGCUUGGGGUCCCGGACGCAGAGGAGCGUUAGAGAGAAACUCAAGCGGUGGAGGAAGAAUCCAGAGACCUUAAACUGGGGGAAGGGGCGCAGUGCCUUGGGGCCCAGCGGAUUUGGCCCAGCGUCCGGAGCACAGCCCCAGAGCCCCAGCUAAACCUUCGCCUCUGGAGCCCGGGGCGGGGCGUCCUCUCUCGGAAGGGGGCUCAGCGGCCCCUGGCACCCCGCCCCGUGCCCAGAGCCACCAGCCCCCUCAGCUGAGUCAAGGGAGGGCUCAGGGUUAAGGACAGUGAUCUGUGGAUAUGGCCGACGCCGCGGAGCCGGAGGGGGGCGCCCUGGGUCCCCAGGGUCCGGCCGAGGGCCCAGCGCUUCAGGUAGAGACACCUGGCGAGCCCGGGACCACGGGCCCGCAGACUGCAGGGCUGGAGGCGAGCGACGGAGCGGGCGGGGCGGCCGUGGCGGUGAAGGAGGAAGGGGGCGGGGGACCGGGCGGACCGCUUGCCCGGGAACCGGCGCCUGGGGCGGGCAGUGCCCGGGAGGCCGAGGCGCAGGGUGCAGGGGGAGCGCAGGGCGAGGCGGAGGCCGGGGAGGGCGCCCUAGAGGGUGCCGAGGUUCCCCAGGGCGGGGAGCAGGUGGAGGAGGCGAGCCACGGGUGCAGCGCGCAAGGCGAGGCCCCGGGGGAGGCUCAGGAGGAGCCCCUGGACCCUGAGGUCCCCGAGGCGCAGGGGGAGGCGGAGAGCGGGCUGGAGACGCAGGGAGGCAGCGCGCCCGUGGCGUCCGGCGACAGCACAGAAGUCAGGGGGCUGACGGGGGGCAGCACAGAAGCCAGGCCGCCGGCGGGGGACAGCGCAGAAGCCGAGGGACCGGCGGGGGACAGCGCAGAAGUCGGGGGGCCGACGAGGGACAGCGCAGAAGCCGGGGGGCCGGCGGGGGACAGCGCAGAAGCCGGGGGAUCGGCGGGGGACAGCGCACAAGUUAGGGGGCCGGCGGGGGACUGCACAGACACGGACGGGACGCCCGGGGACGACAUGUAUGCCGGGCGGCCUGCCGGGGAUAGCACCGACGCCGAGGCGCCAGUGGGGGACUGCAUGGACCCCGAGGGGCCGGCAGGAGGGCCGCCCCGUGUCGAGGGUGAGCCCCAGGACGGAGGGGACCACAGCCCCCCGCCCCAGGCCGAGGCGAUGGAGGUCGCAGCCUCUGAGAGCGGUGGGCGUGGGCGCAGCCCCGGGGAGCUAGCGGUGGGCGCUGCGGGGGACGCGGCGAAGGAGACCGGGCCCUUGGGGACAGAGGGGUCCGAGGAAGAGGCCCCUGGAAACAGGCGCUUAGACGCUGGCGAGGACGGGGCCGCAGAUCGGCCCCGGGAGGAGACGGAGGAGGAAGAGGAGAGGCCAGAGCCGGGCCCGGAGGGGCCGCGCGAGGAAGCGGCCGCCGGGGGCGCGGGGGAGCCGCCCCGCAGCAGCCCGGAUCCCGACGCGCAGGCGGCCGCGGAGCCCCAGGCCGAGCUCAGCAACCACCUGGCGGAGGAGGGCGACGCGUCGCGAGUGAACAGCCGCGGGGAGGACGGAGAGGCGUCCCCGGGCCAGGAGCACGACAUCACCCUCUUCGUCAAGGCUGGGUAUGAUGGUGAGAGUAUCGGAAAUUGCCCGUUUUCUCAGCGUCUCUUUAUGAUUCUCUGGCUCAAGGGUGUCAUAUUUAAUGUGACAACGGUGGACUUGAGAAGGAAACCCGCAGACCUGCAGAACCUGGCGCCCGGGACCAACCCGCCUUUCAUGACUUUCGAUGGCGAAGUCAAGACGGAUGUGAACAAGAUGGAGGAGUUCUUGGAGGAGAAGUUAGCUCCCCCGAGGUACCCUAAGCUGGGGACCCAACACCCUGAAUCUAACUCUGCAGGAAAUGACGUGUUUGCCAAAUUUUCAGCAUUUAUAAAAAACACCAAGAAGGAUGCAAACGAGUUUUAUGAAAAGAACCUGCUGAGGGCCCUGAAGAAGCUGGAUGACUACUUAAACAGCCCCCUGCCCGACGAGGUAGAUGCCUACAGCACCGAGGACGUUGCUAUCUCCGCUAGGAGGUACCUGGACGGGGACGAGCUCACGCUGGCCGACUGCAACCUCCUGCCCAAGCUCCACAUCAUCAAGAUCGUGGCCAAGAAAUACAGAGAUUUCGAAUUUCCUUCUGAAAUGACUGGCAUCUGGAGAUACUUAAAUAAUGCUUAUGCUAGAGAUGAGUUCACAAACACAUGUCCAGCUGACCAGGAGAUUGAGCACGCGUAUUCAGAUGUUGCGAAAAGAAUGAAGUGAA